GCGUGUCAUGGCGCGCCCUCGUCUGGCUUGAAAAAAGGGGACAGCUCCGUUGCUUAAAUCCAGAGGGAGGCACAGGCGGAGCAUCUCUCGGUAUCACUCGCUGAAUUGAACACCACACAUUUGGAAAUCUGUUUGUCAUUUAGUGGCACGCGCCAGGACGCACCUAUGCAGAUGGCUGCAACACAGCAAGAGGGCUCGGACCAGAACUUUGAUUAUAUGUUCAAACUGCUCAUCAUCGGCAACAGCAGUGUAGGAAAAACGUCCUUUCUCUUCCGCUAUGCCGAUGAUUCCUUCACCUCUGCUUUCGUCAGCACUGUGGGCAUAGACUUCAAAGUGAAAACAGUCUACAAGAACGACAAGCGGAUCAAACUACAGAUAUGGGACACAGCGGGUCAGGAGCGAUACCGGACCAUUACCACAGCAUACUACAGAGGCGCUAUGGGCUUCAUCCUCAUGUAUGACAUUACCAACGAGGAGUCCUUCGGUUGUGUGCAGGACUGGUCCACCCAGAUUAAGACGUACUCAUGGGACAACGCCCAGGUAAUCCUGGCGGGGAACAAGGCUGACAUGGAGGAGGAAAGGGUGGUGUCAGUGGAUAGUGGUCGAAUGCUGGCCGAACAGCUUGGGUUUGAGUUCUUCGAGACGAGUGCCAAGGACAAUGUCAACGUAAAACAAACAUUUGAGCGUCUCGUCGACCUCAUCUGCGACAAGAUGUCCGACAGUUUAGAGACUGACCCGGCUGUCACCACAGGAACGCCCAACGCUAGGCUAACUGACAACCCCCCUCCCUUGCAGCAGCCCAACUGCGGUUGUUAACCAGGAAAAUGACAACAACAAUAACAACAAUCUAAGACGUAUGAGAUUGCCAAAAUAUUGUAUAAUCCCUUAGGUGGAUCUGUAAUACCUUUCAUUGUAUUAUUCUUCAUAUCUGACUUAGUCUCAUGGAUUAAACAUUUCUGAUGUGCCUAGUACAUUUUUUCAGAUUGUUUGUGUGUUUCAAGUUGGCUGACUCAUCAUGUUGUAUAUUCACAAAACUGACAAAUAGACAUGUACAGUAAUGCCAUGUCAGUAUGUCAUGACCAUUAAUCAGUAAUUCCACAUCAGUCGGUUUAUUUAUCUAUUUAUUUAUAUAAAAACAUAAAUACAGGAUCUCGUAUAUACUAUAUUAACCAGAGAAAAUAUUGUGUGUGGUUUAUGGAAUGCUCUGUCAAUGACAUCAUGAUCUGUGUAUGGUUAAGUUGCCAUUUCCCUCUUGCAUAUCCUGUAUUUCCUCCCUCCCCUAUUCCUACAGUGUGUGUGUGUGUGUGUGUGUGUGUGUGUGUGUGUGUGUGUGCGCUAGUGCCACUGUUAAGCAUUGAACAUUACCGUAACAAAUUAUUACCUACCUUGCGAAAGUGAUGCCUUUCAAAAUCUCUUGCCAUAGUUAGUUGUUUGUGUAUUGUUUCAUAUUUUUACAUCGCCACACUAGAUAUAUGAAACCAAUGUGAUUAUCUGUGGUUAGAACCAAUGUGAUUAUCUGUGGUAAGAACCAAUGUGAUUAUCUGUGGUUAGAACCAAUGUGAUUAUCUGUGGUUAGAACCAAUGUGAUUAUCUGUGGUUAGAACCAAUGUGAUUAUCUGUGGUUAGAACCAAUGUGAUUAUCUGUGGUUAGAACCAAUGUGAUUAUCUGUGGUUAGAACCAAUGUGAUUAUCUGUGGUUAGACAGAUGCAUGGCUUUAUUCUCAGGAUAUUAAUAAAGUAGUUUGUUCAGUGACAAUGGAUUAGCUGCCAUAGUAUAACAGUUGUCUAAUGCUAACUUGUACAGUACUAUAUUGUAGUAUAGGUAGGUAGUCAUCACAAUAAUACCUGCGUGGUAUUUAACAGUUUACUUUAUUAAACAAGUGGUACAUUUAAUGUGGCUGUAAAGUGGUAUAAUUACUACUCCGAUGACUGCUGUUUGAAAACAGUAUGCACCUGUGAGUGCAGAGAACAGUUUCUGAUGUGUUUCUCAAUGUUAUAUCUAUGUACGAGCAAUGGUCUGUGUAAUACUGCCAACUGGUCAGUAAUCUGCAGUAACUGAGACCUAAUAAUUUCUGCAGUGCGGAAUCCAUUGUAGCUCAUCCUCAGUUGUCAGCCGUAGGUUUCAGUCUGGGCUUACAACGGAUGUCCUCAAAUGGGUUCCGUACUGCAGUGCUAGGUCCAGUGCUGCAACUGUUAAUGAAAUGGUCCUAAAUUAACGGCAGAAAGCACAUAAUAACGCCAGUUCCUGGAACAAUAAAGGUUGAGAGACACUGUGAGACGUACAGAGAAACCAAGGAGGGGUCCCAGACAACUAUUUCAGGGAAGUGAGUCACGGCAUCAAUAUUUCAACAGUCUGACCUGACUUGACUACAGGAUUAUAAAUAAGGAGCCACUUCCAUAAUUCAUACCAUCUCAUUCUCUGGACUUCUCCUCAAAUACUUUUUAUUCGCCGCCCUUCAAAGAGACACUCCUUCUGACAUUAUUCACCAUUCAUUUACUGGAGCUUGUAGUAAUGUUUUACUUCUCAGUUAGAUUAUUCAUUACUUUUUUUUAAAUAGUUCUAGAAAAGUUCCCUUGAAAAAACCAGAGACAGUUAUCCUAAAUGGACCCCUACGUGCCAAUGUACUAGAAAACAAAUAGAAAGGAAGCUGUUUUUAGGUGUUGUGGGAUUAUUUUGUUAAAAAGGGCAUGUUACUGUUAGCUAGACCAAGUGUCAUGCCAAAUAUUGUCUUGCAGAAAAUGCUGCAAUCGAUUGUUGCACUUGUGAAAUGGACAGCCUAUGAAUCGUUGCAUUUUCUGCGGCACACUUGCAUGACGUUGUGCCAGAUCUAUUUCUAUAUAUCUAUAUCGGUAUACUUAUUCUAUUGUAUUUGUGCACCCUCAGGUCUCGUCUUGAGGUGCAAUGGGCCAAUAAGUGCAAUAUUUUAAAAAGCCUGUUUCUCUGUGAAUAGCCAUCUGUCUGUGCCAUGCAUAACUGUUAGGAUUGAAUUCCUUUGCCUUUUACGAGUGGUGUGUGAGUAGGGGUUAAAUUGGCCGGGGGGCAUAGUGGAAAGUCUCCUACUUUUGUAGCAGAAAACUUAAGACGCGUCCUAAUAGUGGAACAAGAGAAAGCAAGUUCCGAUGUCUUCCCAACUGAACCCCAGUGGGCAUGAUUGUGAAUACACAAUUCUGACGUAUUAUAGUGAGAACAUGCAGCCUGUCAGAAAGCCAAGUCGUUUUCUCACAAUGUCAACACUGUCAUCUAAAGACGGAAAGCUCUCUAGAUGGUUUUGCUACCAAAACAGUUGUCGACAAAGUGGCAGAGAGAAUGAUGUACGUGUGAAUGAGAGAGAAUGCUAUGUGUGUGAUUGGAUGCCUCCCCUUGUACAUUAAUCCACCUCCUUGAUGAAAUAUAUACAAUUUGUUGUUUUAGACUUCAGCGUGUGUAGAGCUUUAUAUUGUGUUUUCUGGUGCAGUAAGAACAGCCCUCUUAGUAUGUGGGUCCCAAGAUAUUGAAGUGUUGUCGUCUGUUCAGCUUCUGUGAAACAUCAAGACAGAGAUUAAGCCUUACUACGGUAUAUGCAGUAUGGACAGAAACGAGAAAAACUGGUUAAUAACAGGUCACUUUACCCUUUGUUAUUUAAUAAGUCAUAAACGGCAUUGUCAUUCCAUUCAUGAUAACACACAAAAAGAGAAACAGCGUACUUCGCUGUACACCAGGGGCUCUAAUGAUAACACACUUAUGAUCAAAUGUUGACCCCUUGACCCCUCUUAGGUUAAUUGCCACUCUACUAUGUACAGUAUGGUGUCCUUGACAGCAGGUCACUUUCCCUUUACCUCUUUGAAACAAUUGUUUGUGGUGCGCUGUUCCUCGGUCUGGCAUUUCCUGCUUUGUGGACGUGGAGAAGCCAGUUUUGAGAUCCUAGCCUGCCCUAUUCUGCCGUCGCAUCUGUUCAAGCGUAACGCCAGCUGCUCACCUCACCAAUAUUCUCUGGGACCUUUCCUCUGUGUAGCCUAACAGAAUUAGAAUUCAAGCGUUGAACAACCCUCAAAAGCCUCUCACAAAUUUCACCAUACAACUGCUAAAUCUCAUUUUCUCCUUUUGUUCUUUCAUAUUUUUAUUCAAUUUUUAUUUAACCUUUAUUUAACUAGGCAAGUCAGUUAAGAACAAAUUCUUAUUUACAAUGACGGCCUACACCGGCCAAAACCGGACGACGCUGGGGCCAAUUGUGCGCCGCCCUAUGGGAUAUGUUCUCAACAUGUCUGUACUGUAGCUCGGAGUGUUUGAAUUGGACCAUCUCUUCAGCUGUAGAGACACACUGAUAGUAAUAAAAUGUGUCAAUGACGUGUCUGGUAAAAAGAAGUCAAGUGGUUUCUUUGAAUUCUUGAUUUGUAUAAUAGCUUUCUUAUAACAGAAAAUGUCUGCUGUAUCUCUUUGAGUCUUCAGAUGGACCUAAACUGAUAAUACAUCAUUGUACUGUUAUAGUGACCUAUUCUAUUUUCCUUGUAUGAACUACUCAUGAGCUGGAUAUUUAGCUUUUGUGUAUGUGUGUGUGACAUGAUGUAUUACACAGGUGUUUUCAAGAUGCCAAUAAAAAUAUACCAAUUGUA
Molecule: messenger RNA, 4590 nt
Organism: Coregonus clupeaformis (lake whitefish)
Lineage: Eukaryota; Metazoa; Chordata; Actinopteri; Salmoniformes; Salmonidae
Product: ras-related protein Rab-3C
Exons: 5
Coding region: 166-816 (216 amino acids)
Biological process (GO): protein secretion; protein localization to plasma membrane; regulation of exocytosis
Cellular component (GO): plasma membrane; synaptic vesicle; endosome
Molecular function (GO): GTPase activity; GTP binding
Source: RefSeq, a predicted model, not a curated record